Molecule: messenger RNA, 825 nt
Organism: Adelges cooleyi (spruce gall adelgid)
Lineage: Eukaryota; Metazoa; Arthropoda; Insecta; Hemiptera; Adelgidae
Exons: 2
Coding region: 1-825 (274 amino acids)
Cellular component (GO): cytoplasm
Molecular function (GO): ubiquitin protein ligase activity; zinc ion binding
Source: RefSeq, a predicted model, not a curated record
AUGUCUGAAGAAGCAGAAGAAGCGGCCACAGAAACGGUCACCGAACUAAUCCGCCGGGCCCUGGAAUGCCCGGUGUGCCUGCAGCUGGCGUGCCGGAUCCGGUGUUGUUGUUUCCGCGGGCACACCGUGUGCGACCUUUGCUUCGACCGGUUGCUGGACCUGCACGAGCCCACGUGCCCGAUGUGCCGGUCGCCGAUAUCGGCCACGCGCUCGACGGCCGCCGUCGAGACGGCCCUGGCGAACAUCGUGCGCGGCAUCAAGACCUCGUGCAGCUACCGGCCGCUCGGUUGCCGACAACUGGUGGCCAUACCCGACGUGAACGCGCACGAGGCGAGCUGUCCGAACGCGCCGGACGCCAAGUGCUACGUGUCCACGUGCCAGUGGACCGGGACGCACGAUCAGAUCUAUGAGCACGUCAGUUCCGACCACCCGGGAUCGGUCGUCGCCGUUCAGAGCAACAGAUACACCGUUCCGGACGUCCGCGCCUUGUUGUUGCACCGCGUUGGCCGGCACAGAGCGUUCCUACUCAAGGACGCGCGGGAUAACAUGAUGUGGGUGAUCUUGUGCAGGGGCGUGCGCAGGACCGUGCGCGUGCACAUGAUGUUGGUGAAGACCGCGGCCCGGCCGGCGGACCGGACGCGAGCCACGUACCGCGUCAGCACGGGCGGAGAUGUCGCGGACCUUUGCCGCGGACGGCGCCGUGUCAUGCUGUGGGACAGGAACGUGGCCGAGAACAGCAACGAGGCCUUGGCGUCGAUACGUGGCCUUGUCGUGCGCCAGAAACAGUACAACACUUCGUUGACCAUCUCGUGGAACAUUAGAUGA